This is a messenger RNA of Xenopus laevis (African clawed frog), 2267 nucleotides long. RefSeq names its product ubiquilin 4 L homeolog (gene ubqln4.L). Gene Ontology annotation, cellular component: endoplasmic reticulum; nucleus; autophagosome. The record is from RefSeq and is marked provisional. Gene Ontology annotation, molecular function: polyubiquitin modification-dependent protein binding. Gene Ontology annotation, biological process: ubiquitin-dependent protein catabolic process. Lineage: Eukaryota; Metazoa; Chordata; Amphibia; Anura; Pipidae.
AUGGCGGAGAGCGGCGCUGAUGGUGCGGCCUCUGGUACUACCGGGCAGGCUCCGGCUAAAGGACUUAUUCGUGUCACCGUCAAGACGCCCAAGGACAAGGAGGAGAUUGUCAUUGGGGAAACGGCGUGUGUCCUGGAGUUCAAGGAAGAGAUCUCCAGGCGGUUCAAAGCGAAACGGGAUCAGCUGGUUCUGAUCUUUGCCGGGAAGAUCCUGAAAGAUGGGGACACGCUGAACCAGCACGGCAUCAAAGAUGGCCUCACCGUACAUUUAGUCAUCAAAACUGCACAGAAAUCCCAGGACCCAUCCGGGGUUUCCUCUGCUUCUGAUGCUGCUGCUUCCAACUCCUCCCCACAGACAGGUAACGCUACCUCCCCGACACCCGCUACUGGAAACAGCUCCUCCGAGGGGAGUGGAGGAACCAACAGAGCUGAUGGUGCCAGCACUGCUGCAAAUGGAUCUCCCGCUGCCCCAAACCUCCUGUCUGGUUUUGGAGGUUUGGCCGGAUUGGGCAACUUGGGCAUGGGAUCGGCCAACUUCAUGGAACUGCAGCAGCAGAUGCAGCGACAGCUCAUGUCCAGUCCUGAGAUGCUGUCCCAGAUUAUGGAGAACCCCCUGGUGCAAAACAUGAUGUCUAACCCCGACCUCAUGAGGCAGAUGAUCAUGGCCAACCCCCAGAUGCAGCAACUGAUGGAGAGGAACCCGGAGAUCAGCCACAUGUUGAACAACCCAGAGCUGAUGAGGCAGACUAUGGAGUUAGCCCGAAACCCUGCUAUGAUGCAGGAGAUGAUGAGGAACCAGGACCGAGCCCUCAGUAACCUAGAAAGCAUCCCUGGUGGAUACAACGCCUUGCGUCGAAUGUACACAGACAUCCAGGAGCCGAUGUUCAGCGCAGCCAGAGAACAGUUUGGUAAUAAUCCCUUUUCCGCAUUGGCCGGGGGAUCAGACGGAUCAGCCUCACAGCCACUGCGCACGGAGAACAGGGAGCCACUCCCCAACCCCUGGAACCCCGCCUCUCCCUCUUCCCAAAACCAGACGUCCAGCAAUGAAAGCAACACGGGCUCUACCACCAGCCAAAGCGCCCCCACUGUGUCCAACCCCCUUGGCAUCAACGCUGCCAGUCUGGGAUCAGGCGCGUAUAACAGCCCAGAAAUGCAAGGCGUGUUGCAGCAGAUCACUGAAAACCCCCAGUUAAUACAGAGUAUGAUUUCUGCCCCCUACACGCGGAGUAUGAUGCAGGCCCUGGCACAGAACCCGGAAUUUACUGCACAGAUGAUGGGGAACAUUCCAAUCUUCUCUGGGAACCCACAGCUACAGGAACAGCUCCGACACCAACUGCCAGUCUUCCUGCAGCAGAUGCAGAACCCAGAAUCUAUGUCAGUAAUGAGCAACCCCAGGGCGAUGCAGGCGCUGCUCCAGAUCCAACAGGGACUUCAAUCACUGCAGACGGAGGCCCCAGGCCUGAUAACCAGCCUUGGUUCUUUUGGCAUUCCUGGGGUGCCACCCACAUCUGGCGGAAGCACGCCCCCUGAUAACCCCGCCUCCUCCUCCUCGCCAGCAAGUGCCUCUCCAUCAGGGGGCAGCAGCAGUAAUCCCCAGCAACAGAUGAUGCAGCAGAUGAUCCAGCUUUUGGCCGGGGGUAAUUCUCAGGUGCAGAACCCCGAGGUCCGUUUCCAGUCUCAGCUGGACCAACUAAAUGCCAUGGGCUUUAUCAACCGGGAAGCAAACGUGCAGGCCCUUAUAGCGACUGGCGGAGACAUCAAUGCAGCCAUCGAGAGACUGUUGGGCUCCCAGCCCUCCUAAGGAGACACAGAGCUUUGCCCAAAAUCUACAGGAACACAUUCUCCCUGACUCACAUGCCCCAUCGCCGAGCAUCAUGGGACGUGGCUGCUGAUUGGACUGUUCCAUUUGGAUUGCAGGUGACAUGAGGAUGCUCCGUGUGGGACAGUACCUGUAUCAUCUCCCCCCAGGGCCAGUGCCCCUCUAUUACAGGUCACCCUCAGCUCCGCUUUCCUUCCUGAUGCUGUUAAUAAACUACCCAUAAUGCAAGCUGGCUAUAUAGCAACAUUUGCUCAUACCUGCCCUGUAAUAACUAUUUAACUCACUAAUCCCCGGAUUAAUUCACUCGGCUCAAACGGUGGUUUCAGUUAUGUAGUUUUUUUUGUGGUUUUUUUUUGCCUUUAAUCCCUCCCCAUUGGCCUAAUGAAUUGGAGCUGUAUUUUCAUUAGAUUGAUUUUUAACAAUAAAUCAACAAGUUUUAUUUUUCCCCA